Molecule: messenger RNA, 1122 nt
Organism: Rhizophagus irregularis DAOM 181602=DAOM 197198
Lineage: Eukaryota; Fungi; Glomeromycota; Glomeromycetes; Glomerales; Glomeraceae
Source: RefSeq, a predicted model, not a curated record
AUGCUUUUCCUCGGCUUGAUCGUUAUUUGCCUGUACCUCAAUGAGUUCACUUUGGCUUUCACGCCUAAGACAGUUUGGGGUCCCAGCGCCGUAUUUACAGAUUCUAAAAUAUAUAUUACAGGUGGUCUCCAACCCAAAAACCCGAAUAAUUUUGAUGGAUUAACAUUUUCCAAUGAAUUUUAUUAUUUAGACGUUAAGCAACCCAUUGUAAUUAAAGUAGGAGAACCAUUACCUUGGAAGGAACUUAGUUCGCAAGGUCUUCCAGAUCAUGCAUGGAGCGCGUUCUCAAAUUGUGGACUUGAUGAUUCUCUAAUUUUGUAUAUUGGAGAAAACAAUACAUUUAUAGCAAACUUCGUCUACAUUUAUGGGAUAAGUUCAAAACAAUGGAACAGCAUUGCGACCACCAAUCCACCUCUAUCUAAUUUUCACAGCCAGACCCAGACCGUUUGUGAUGUUAAAACUAGAAAAAUGUAUAGAUUUGGUGGAAUGUUACCUUCCUCACCAGAAAACAAAUAUAAUUAUAAUUUGGAUAUUUUGGAUGCAUCGACGCUAGUGUGGGAAAUAGUUAAUGCUCCAGAACAAAGGUUCGAUCAUACGGGUACUUUGUUAAGAAACGGUAAUAUUGUUUAUAUAGGUGGUACCAUACAUGAUAACGGCGUAAAUUCACUAGCAGAUAUGUUAAAGUUACCUUUGUAUAAUACAUAUGAUAAUAAAUGGACUUCAAUGACUACCACUGGUUAUUCGCCUGCACGUCGUGCAUGCCAUUCUGCUGUUCUGACUCAAGAUGGUCGUAUUAUCGUGUAUGGAGGCUGUGAUGCUGAUAUUGCUGCCGUUAAUGAUGAUCUUGUGAUAUUAGAUACAUCACAAACUGUUUAUACAUGGUCAAAAGCGAAUGUCAUAAGUGCCACAGAUCCACCACUUCCACGUUGUUACCAUACGGCUACUUUGGUUGGUGAUCAUAUGAUCGUGCUUUUUGGAAGAGAUAAUACUCAAUUAUCAAACGAAACGUUUAUUUUAGACACGAGCGAUAAAUCUAAUUACAAGUGGGUCAGUGAGUUUGAUCCUAAUCCGAAACCUAGUACUCAAAACAAAAAUGAAAAGAAAACUAUCAAAAGCAGAUAA